Messenger RNA from Diospyros lotus (date-plum), 1556 nucleotides. RefSeq lists its product as uncharacterized. Lineage: Eukaryota; Viridiplantae; Streptophyta; Magnoliopsida; Ericales; Ebenaceae. Gene Ontology annotation, molecular function: S-adenosylmethionine-dependent methyltransferase activity. The transcript is spliced from 7 exons. The record is from RefSeq and is a predicted model, not a curated record. Bases 54 to 1247 code for a protein of 397 amino acids.
CAGGCACAUAGGCUGUGUACUUUCCUGUCCUGAGACCAGGCCAGGCCACAAGAAUGGCUCUUCAUUUGUCGCUUUACUCUUUUUCAACCGGGCUCUCCCUUAGCCCUAACGCCGGUUUCCUUCCCGAUCGAACAACCUCUGUUGCAAAAGCCAUCACCUCAACAAUUACAACGACAACCUCAUCCGUGUACGGCGGCGGCGGACAAGGACUAAGACGACGAGGGUUCCACUCGCCUCCUAGCUGCCGAGAAUUAAACCACGACCUCAGCCGACCGCCGUCGCCGGACCCUUUAUGCGCUUCUGGAUUCUGCUCUUGCGGGCGAAGGCAUUUUAUUGAAGCAAUCGGUACCUCUUUCUUCGCUAGUCCGCCCUCCAGCGCUUCCACCUCACUCUUCGCUAUUCCGCCCUCCAGCGAUUCCACUCCACCUCCUGACCCCACGGCCAUGCUGAACAGCAUUCACCCUCCAAGGCCAGAUUGGUACGAGGAGUUCUAUGCAUCUGUUUUGGAUAAAUGCACAAAACCUUAUGAGGCGGAGAUUGCAGGUUAUAAGUCACAGCUCUUCAAUAACUUGAGAGGAAAGGCUGAGACAGUGUUGGAAAUUGGCAUUGGGACUGGUCCAAAUAUCAAAUAUUAUGCUUCUGAUGGUGGUGUCCAUAUUUUUGGGAUAGACCCCAACCGGAAAAUGGAAAAGUAUGCUCUGAAAGCAGCAGUGGAUGCAGGCCUACAGCCAACAAAUUUUAAAUUUAUACAAGCAAAAGAAGAAAAGAUGGAAAAUGGUACCCCAGGUGGAACACCAAUUAUCAGAUAUUUACUUUUUCAGAAUUUCGGGAGGAAAAAGAAAAGAAUCAUAUGCAACAAACUCAAGCAAUUGAGUUGUGAAAUGACUAUUAUGGUAGCAGAGGCUUUGCCAUUAAGUGAUGCUUCUGUUGAUGCAGUUGUUGGGUCACUCGUGCUAUGUUCUGUUAAAGAUGUUGACAUGGCACUGAAAGAGGUGAGGAGGGUGCUUAAACCAGGUGGACUUUUCAUAUUUGUGGAGCACGUAGCUGCAAAAGAUGGAACGAUUCUCAGAUUUGUGCAGGGUAUUCUCACCCCCCUUCAGCAGAUGGUAUCUGACGGGUGCCAUCUUACCAGGAAAACAGGAAAACACAUACUUGAAGCUGGGUUCUCAAACGUUGACAUAAACACGGCUUUCUUGUCGAGUGCCACGCUCGUAAACCCUCAUAUAUAUGGAAUUGCUUGCAAGUAGCCAGCUGAACCCCUAUCGUAGAUUUUGAUAGCUAGCGGCUGAAGAGCACAUAUAUUGCUACCACUGAUGCAAUCCUAGAGGUUACAUAUGCCAUUAUUGUUAGGGCUGGAUAUUUUUGUCUCAGGUGGCAGAUGAUUCAAAUUUCAGAUUGGCUUACUAUGAACGUCUUGCAGGGUUCAGGGGUUGACCGUGUUACGGCUUAACCUAGCUGUAAGAUUCUUAUGUCGUGAUCGAAUUUAUAUUUUUAUCUCUGUAUUUUUAUUUUUAUGUUUUUUUUUAUAUAGUUAUUUGAAUUUUUUGUUAUUUCAA